This is a messenger RNA of Contarinia nasturtii (swede midge), 1697 nucleotides long. RefSeq lists its product as uncharacterized. The transcript is spliced from 2 exons. Bases 226 to 1674 code for a protein of 482 amino acids. NCBI's taxonomy places the organism in Eukaryota, Metazoa, Arthropoda, Insecta, Diptera, Cecidomyiidae. The record is from RefSeq and is a predicted model, not a curated record.
UGUAAUAAAUCAAGCGAUAAUUUCUGCUACAUUUGCGGAAAGAUUACUGUUCUCGGCCAAAGAAAGCUUAUCAAGCCCAGGAUCAGUACACUUUACAAGCAAUAUUUCAACUUGGAUAUAACAAAUCAAGAUCGUUGUUGGGUACCUCAUAUUGUAUGUGUUUCAUGUCGAAAUCGCCUAAAUGAUUGGGCCAGAGGCAAAGGACACUUCACUUUUGGCAGGCCGAUGAUUUGGAGGGAUCCAAUCAACCACGCCACCAACUGCUACAUUUGUUUAACACAUGUAUUUGGUUUUUCCAAAAGAAAUAUACAAAAUGUGCAUUAUGCCACUGUCGAUUCGGUUACGCUCCCUGUUCCACAUUCUGAUGAAAUUCCAAUUCCACAAUCACCACAACAGUGUGCACAACAUCCCGAUUCAUGUCCGGAAGAAGAUGAAGACGAAGAUGACGAAUUUUUAUAUGGACCAUCAACCAGUUCCGAUCCACUAUACAUUCCAGAUACAACGGAGCCGCAUAUGUUGUCACAGGGUGAUUCAAAUGAUCUUGUUAGGGAUCUGAAUUUAUCAAAAAACAUGUCAGAGCUAUUAGGCUCGCGACUGCAGCAGUGGUCUUUACUUCAAAAAGACGUUAGCAUUAUAGCUGUUCGUCAAAGAAGCGCACAUUUGGCGGAAUGCUUCGCAACUGAGGGUAAAAUCACUUAUUGCAAAGACAUUCCUCAACUUUUCCAAGUAAUGCAACAGGAGUUCGUUGCCGAUGAGUGGCGGUUAUUCAUCGAUGGAGCCAAAACCAGCCUCAAAGCUGUUCUGCUAAACAAUGGAAACGUGAAACCAUCCAUUCCGGUAGCAUUUGGUAUAGGCGUAAAAGAGGAGUAUGACACAAUGAAACAAAUUUUGAAUUUGAUUCAGUACACGCGUUUCAAUUUCAAAAUUGUGGCAGAUUUGAAAGUUAUUGGUUUGUUGAUGGGCCUAAAGAAAGCCUAUCCGAAAUACCCGUGCUUCUUGUGCUUAUGGGACAGCAGGGCUUAUUCACAGCACUAUACUACAGCAAAUUGGCCAGCAAGAACAGCGAAUACGAAUACGGAAGAAUACAGCAUUAUAGAACGGCAACUCGUACCGAAAGAGAACAUUAUUUUACCGCCGUUACAUAUAAAACUGGGUUUAAUGACGCAAUUCAUAAAAGCCCUCGGAGAAGAUCACCCAGUAAUGGAUUUAUUGUACACAAUGUUUCCAAGGUUGAGUACAUCGAAAAUCCAUCAAGGGAUAUUUGUUGGCCCACAAAUAAGGAAAGUUCUACAUAGUGCAGAGUUCGAAGAAACACUAACACUUGUCCAACUCAGAGCUUGGAUGUCUUUUGAACGUGUUGUUGAUGGGUUUCUUGGAAAUUAUAGGGACCCAAACUAUGAAACACUUAUCGCCGAAAUGUUGAGAAACUAUGGAGAUAUUGGGGCUCAUCUAUCUCUGAAAAUGCAUUUCCUGAAGUCCCAUUUAAACUUUUUCCCUGAUAAUCUCGGCGAUUUUAGUGACGAACAUGGGGAACGGUUUCAUCAAGACAUCGGCGAUAUGGAGGAUAGGUUCAACAACCGCUACACACCGAACAUGUUGGGUGAGUAUUGCUGGUAUAUUUUGAGAGACACCAGGGCUAUCCACAAAAGACGAGGACCAAAGAAACACUUCUAAUACCAUAAAUAUAUCGUCUGUCC